Molecule: messenger RNA, 1743 nt
Organism: Adineta ricciae
Lineage: Eukaryota; Metazoa; Rotifera; Eurotatoria; Adinetida; Adinetidae
Source: the annotation of a GenBank genome assembly
AUGAAUGGAAAUCAAGUUGGAAAUGAUAGUGUAACUGGGAAUAGCUAUGAGAAAGUGGCAUAUACAGUAGAUAAACGCAGUAAAUUUCUCUUGCCAGCAGUCAUAGUGAGUGUUCUACUAGUUCUCAUUACUAUUGGUCUCACUGCAGCAACAUUAGUUAUUGUCAAUAGUCGUUUAAAAGAAUCAGCAAUAACAAGUACUCCAUCGCUCAAUUCAGCCUAUGCUGAAUCCGUUAAAAUUACGGAUGUGAUGACACAUCUGAAUGAAUUUCAACGAAUCGCAACAGGUGCUAAUGGUAAUCGAGCAAUCAAUACACUCGGAUUCAACCAAACACUUGAUUACAUUACGAAUUCUUUAUCAUCACAUACGAACUUUCAAGUACAAAAGAGUUUCUUUUAUCUAAGAAAUUUCAUUCUGGCAGGUAACCCGAUUCUACUUACAUCUAUUGCUGGCGUUGUCAAGAACCGUACUUAUUCCACUGCGAUUUCAUCGUCAGAAUUCUACAUUGCUAUGUAUUCGAGAUCUGCUAACUUUGCCGAUCAUGUUGCGAUCAGUGCCAUUCCAAAUGUUGGAUGUGAUGAAAGCGACUGGAACGCGGCAAGUCCCCCUCCGACGAAUAGAGUUGCACUAGUUAAACGAGGUACUUGCAGUUUUGUUGAAAAAGCAGCAUUUGCCGUAAAAUACAAUGUCGCUGCCCUCCUGAUCUAUAAUGAUGGAACAUCAGCAGAUCGUAUUCCACCAAUAUUCAUCAGUUUGGGAGAAGAGAACGAAUUGCCGGCAUUAUUUCUCUCCUACACACUAGGCCAAGAACUAGCGACCGCUGCUCAAGAUCCAUCAAACAAUGUCGGCGUUCGUCUUAUUAUUCGUUUUACUGAUGAAAGUACUUUUCCAGUCGGUAACAUUUGUGCGGAUACACCCACUGGCGAUGCAACGCAAACAAUUGUUAUUGGAAGUCACAGUGAUAGUGUUCCUGCCGGACCUGGCAUCAAUGACAAUGGAAGUGGAAGUGCUGCCAACCUUGGCUUAGCAAUUGCACUCGCGCGACUCUUUCAAACAUCUUCCUAUGAGAAAUACAAAUAUCGUAUUCGAUUCUGUUGGUGGGGAGCCGGAGAAGUCGGCUUACUGGGGUCUGUUGAUCAUGUUAAAAAUGCAAAAGUGGCCACUGCUAUAGGUGAACGUCUUCAAGAUUAUCUCAUCAAUCUGAACUUUGACAUGCUCGGAUCACCGAACUACAUCUUUGGUAUCUAUGAUGGUCAAACAGCAAACGAUGCUACACCUGCACAAGCACUUCCAGGUAGUAACAAGAUCAGUGCACUGUUUCGUGACUGGUUUGAAAGUCAAAAGCUACCAUGGGACUUUACUGACUUCAGUGGUCGAAGUGAUUAUGGACCGUUUCUAGCUGAAGGUAUCGUUGCAGGUGGACUAUUCUCAGGUGCUGACGAAACCAAAUCUCAUGAACAACGUAAGCGCUAUGAAGAAGCCUUGGGACCAAACAUGGGUGGUGUUUCUGGUGCUAUUCAAGAUCCAUGCUAUCACAAAGCAUGCGAUUCGAUUGAUAAUAUAAAUGUUUUUGCGUAUGAAAAAAUUGUUCAAGCAGCUGCUUAUGCCGUAGAAUAUUUAGCUAAGCAAAGUGAUUUGGCUACGUGGCUUUAUCCAAAUGGUAGACCGACACGUACGAGCGGUCAAUCGUCACACCGAAAGUACAACUCUAUCAAUGAAUAUUUUGGAUUACCGUAUCUUUAG